GACGUAUGAGUCAUUGCUCUGAGAUUGGGAAGCGAGGGAGACGAAGAGUGAUUUGAGAUCUUCGAGCUUCCUCUGAGUGAAUGCUCUGCAAAACACACACACACAAUUGAGAUGAUAAAGAUCCGAACUUUCGAUCGAGAAGAUGUUUGUUAGAGUACCUGCAGGCCGAAGUGAAUCGGUGAUUUACGGUAGACGAAUUCGAAUUUCCCAUAUCCUCUAUAUCUUCCUUCUUCUCCGACAAGAUGUAUUCGUUGAAAAACUCGGAGUAAGAAGACGAAGGAGGGAGGAGCGGAGAUAGAUUCAUGCUUUUGGAGACUGACAGGCUAAAGCCAAGAUAGUACUAAUAAGAGAUCAAACAAAGGAAGGACCAUUGUUUAUCUGCAAGAAGAUGACGAGAUCGUGGGUGCUUUUGUUUGUUCUGAUGUUCCUUGUGUUGACUUCUCAGUUGGAGUGGAAGGAGCAACUUGAGAGUGAAAUCGAGGCUAGUCGUUCCUUGAUUCAAUCAGAUAAAGAGCAACACCAUAUACCACAAGGCAAAGAAUCUUUGCAAGAAAAGAAAAUUCUCUCACAAGAAAAUAAGAUUCAGAAGCUUAAUGACCAGGUCCAAGAUCUAAGGAGGCAGCUGGUGCAAUGCAGGAAUGAAAAUCAGGUUGAGUUGACGGAGCUAGUAACUGAGAUUGAUCAGCUUCCACUUAGUGGUGUCUAGUCCAUUUUUCACAGAUAGAAGCUUUUUCUCAAGCACUUCACAAGCUUCAAAUGUUAAUCAAGAUUCUUUAAUCAACCUAAUACCCCAAAAGCCUUGUUUAUACUGCACUUGGAAGUUCUGUGUGCUUUGAACGAGAAAUCAAAGAAGAGUGGAAUAGGCUAAGAAUACAAGUAUGUAUAGGCUAAGAAUGCUAUUGGAAUCUUUGGGGUGUAACUCUACUCCCUCUCUAUCUCUAUCUCUCUCCUCUUUGGUUUUCUUUUGUCAUUACACUGAAAGUGUUGGACUAAUGGGUGGGAGUCAAUAACUGGGACAUUUGCAGACCA
This is a messenger RNA of Brassica rapa (field mustard), 1029 nucleotides long. RefSeq lists its product as uncharacterized. NCBI's taxonomy places the organism in Eukaryota, Viridiplantae, Streptophyta, Magnoliopsida, Brassicales, Brassicaceae. The record is from RefSeq and is a predicted model, not a curated record.